CUGGGACGAUCCAGUGAGAUGACGCACUACGUAACGCCGUCUGUAGGGGGAUGAUGAUGCUGACCGCUCCUUUCUCCUCCGGGCCCCGGAGCCCGCGCCUGCCCGCCUGCGGGAGGACAAGGAGCCCCCGCCCUUCCCGGUGCGGAGCCUUCCCUGACGGAACAACAACAGUUGUAGCUGUCGCGCACAGAAUUGUUUGUUUUCAUUUUUUCCCCUUUAGGGAGGACUCGCUGCUAAUCAUUUACCAGCAGGCCCCACGUAGUUAGUAAACGUGAUUCGAACCGCAGACUUGAGUCUGACUCCAACAGCGACAUAGUUUCCACUGCUCCGGGAGGGAGAGCGAGUUGCCGCGGUGCCUGCUGGGAGUUGUAGUCAGGUUUCAAGGAGCUCCCCGAGGGUUUCUGGGAGUUGUAGUCUUGAGCGGCCAUUUCCGGGCCUCGUUUCCUCGUGGUUGGGCCGGCUUGCCUGGUUGGCGGGUCUUUUGGAGGUGGGGGAGGUCUCCGCCUGAACCGCCCGAGAUGCCCGUGCCCCGGUGCUCCGGGCCCUGUGGGGGGGCCCGGCCGGCCGCUCUGCGGAGGCCCCGGACUGGCGGAGCCGUCUGCCGCUCCUGCUUCUGCAGCGCCUUCGAGGCCGAGGUGCUGAGCACGUUGCAGACGGGCCGCCUGCUGCCGCCGGGGGCCGUCGUGGCCGUGGGCGCGUCGGGCGGCAAGGACUCCACGGUGCUGGCGCACGUGCUGCAGGUGCUGGACUCGCGCCACGCGCUGGGCCUGGACCUGCGGCUCGUGGCCGUGGACGAGGGCAUAGGCGGCUACCGGGACGCGGCGCUGGCGGCCGUGCGACGCCAGGCCGCGCGCUGGCAGCUGCCGCUCACCGUGGUCGCCUACGCCGAUCUCUUCGGGGGCUGGACCAUGGACGAGGUGGCCCGGCGCGCCGCCCAGGAGCCGGGCCGGGCCCGGGCCUGCUGCACCUUCUGCGGAGUCCUGCGGAGGCGGGCGCUGGAGGAGGGGGCCCAGCGAGUGGGGGCCACGCACAUCGUCACAGGGCACAACGCAGAUGACAUGGCAGAAACGGUGCUCAUGAACUUCCUCCGUGGGGACGCAGGCCGGCUGGCUCGAGGGGGGACGCUGGGCUCCCCCGGGGAGGGGGGCGCCCUGCCCCGCUGCCGCCCCCUCCAGUUUGCAUCCCAGAAGGAGAUCGUGCUGUACGCCCACUUCCAGGAGCUGGACUACUUCUCGGAAGAGUGCGUCUAUGCACCCGAGGCCUUCCGAGGCCACGUCCGGGACUUGCUCAAGGCCCUGGAGGCCGCCAGGCCUUCCGUUGUGCUGGACCUGGUGCAUUCCGCUGAGCGCCUGGCCCUGGCCCCUGCUGCCCGGCCCCCACCCCCCGGCGCCUGCACCCGCUGUGGGGCCCUGGCCAGCCGCUCCUUGUGCCAAGCCUGUGCCUUACUUGAUGGUCUCAACCGGGGCCGGCCCCGUCUGGCCAUUGGCAAGGGCCGAAAGGGGUUGGGGGAGGAAGGGGAGAGAGAGGGUUGCACUUCUAAGACUAGGGGACGGCCCACCCUGGCUGGGGCCAUCCAGGCCUUUUAGAGCACAAGGCAGAGAAAUCCUGGGACCUCCUCGAGUGGUAAUGGUGGGUUCCAAUGUCCCUCCUGAGGCUCUGCAUUGAAAGCCUAGAUCACACUUGGAGUUCUGGGCUCUUUCCCAGGUUUUAGGCCUCUUCUGGACUGAGGACUCUAGAUCCUUCAGCUGGAGCCUGGAGUCCUCUGGAAGAUUGUGUUUUGCAUGGGGUUCUAGGUCUCUCAUAGCUUUCCACGGGGUUUGGAGUUCUUGGUGGGAUUCUAGAUCUCCUAGGGAAGGGAUCCGAUAUGACGAAUUGAAAUAAAGCAAACAAGUCCUCCAUUGAGAAGGAUCUGAGCAGGACGGGACUUGAAGAUUGUCUGUCUCCUGGAUGGGACUGAUGGGGAGAAGCAAAAGGCUCUUGGGUAGGAUCCGAGAAGGCUGGAUACAUGGGAGUCUUAAAGUGAAGAGAGGGGAGGGGGCUUGGAGGAUUUGGGAACCAGACUCGGGGGGACAGAGAAAAACAGCAGGGGAGAGUUGGGAAAGGCCCAGGGGACACCUGGCUCUGGGGACUCACCCCCUACCUCCCCCAUAACCACAGAAAGGAGAGCAAAAAUUUGGACUUCUGGCUUCUUGGAAAACUGUUCAUUCUCAACCGGCCUCAGUCUGUGUAAGUUUCCACCCCAACCUUCAAGGCCGGCUUAGCACCUCCCUUCUCCCCAAGCUUCUUUUGACCACCCCAGCCUUCAAGGCUCUCUCUCCCUUUGCUGAAUCACGUUUCCUCCAGGGCCAAGUCCACUUUCUUCCAGGGAACUCUCCUUUGACCAACUGACCCACAGCACUUUCGCUGAACAAGUCUCCCAGAAGUCCCUGGUCCUCGGCUGCACUCAAAUAACCCCCUCAUUCCUCAGCCCACAGAGAUCAGAGGUUUAGGAAGGGACCUUAGGGGCCAUCUAGCCCAACCCCCUCAGUUUAUAGACAAAAGAAGAUUGGGGCCCUAAGAAUAGUGAAUCCCCUUCAAAGAUCCCACAGGUAGAAUGAGGGCAGAGCUAGAAUUCACACUGAAGUGUUCUUAUUCCAGAGCCUUCAAGGCUGCCUUAGUUCACAGGGCCCUGUCUGUCAGUGGGCCAGAACUCAGCUGUGAACUCUCCUGGGGUCUUUGGGUCUGAGUUGUGGGCUCACGAGUACCCCUCUUGUUUAUUUAAAUUUUAAAUACAAAAAGAAAAAGUUGCCAUGUGCACAGCGGAACACGAGAGCAUUGAAAAUAUAAACCAAUCAGUUUCCAUUUCAAGAAAACCUAUAUGAUAAAUACACAUUGUGUCUAGAGCUGUGAUCCUUGCUUCCUUGUAGGAUUUCUUUUGGUCUUUGCCAUUCCCUUUUUACUUUAUUCUCCCCCCACCAAGAAGGCUACAAGUAAAUGUAGAUACAUUUACACACACACAUCUAUAAUCAUCCCCAUACAUACACAUAUACACUUAGGGAAGGCUGUAUUAGACUUGUUUGUCCUUCUUUGAAGGUGGCUAACAUCCUUAAGUCCAAGUCUUUCUCUGUUUUUUAAGUCCCUGUGCCACAGCAAUGUCCCAACCUUAUCUUCUCACAUAAUUUUAACUAGUCUAAAACAAUAUCCAUGACUAUGGCUGGUGUAUAACGUAGUUCCCUUAUUUUUUGUCUUCUGAUUAAAUCAAUUUUCCCUUUGUUUUGUCUGAAAUCAACGAUUGCUACCCCUGCUUUUUAAAUAAAUUGUGUUCCUGAUCGUUA
Molecule: messenger RNA, 3314 nt
Organism: Antechinus flavipes (yellow-footed antechinus)
Lineage: Eukaryota; Metazoa; Chordata; Mammalia; Dasyuromorphia; Dasyuridae
Gene: CTU1
Product: cytosolic thiouridylase subunit 1
Exons: 3
Coding region: 519-1586 (355 amino acids)
Biological process (GO): tRNA wobble position uridine thiolation
Cellular component (GO): mitochondrion; cytosolic tRNA wobble base thiouridylase complex
Molecular function (GO): tRNA binding
Source: RefSeq, a predicted model, not a curated record